Trypanosoma conorhini is the source of this 1773-nucleotide messenger RNA. RefSeq lists its product as uncharacterized. The transcript has a single exon. Lineage: Eukaryota; Euglenozoa; Kinetoplastea; Trypanosomatida; Trypanosomatidae. Bases 1 to 1773 code for a protein of 590 amino acids. The record is from RefSeq and is a predicted model, not a curated record.
AUGGCCCCAAAGAAACGCUUGCCGCGCAGGAAUAAGACGACGGAUGGCCAUCCAAAUUUGGAGGAGGCAGCAGCUGAGCGCAUCGACGCCGUCACCGCGGAGCCGCUGCAUCCUUUGCGGUUUGUUGAGAUCCUGAGCCCAGAUGGAACGUUGCGGCUGUUUUACAACACCGCCACGCUUAUUCGUAUCGCCACAGACAGGGGCAUGUUUAUGCAGCCACCGCAUUUUCGGGAGCCAAUGCUGCCUUCCUUGCAGCGGCAGGUGGAGGAGAUUGAGGGGCGAACCUUUCGCUUUGAGAAGAGCAACGUUCUUAUUCGCGACAUCGGGGAUGAAAAUGCAGGUGGCAUCCACGUUCUUCACAGGCAUGUGUACUUUGACCAGAUUAUGGAUGAGUUCUAUCUUCUUAAUCCGGCCGAGCUGUACGUGUGCCCGGCGUGCUACCUCCAUUGGAUUGGCGCACGCCUUAUUCCACACCUGACCGAGACCCGACAGAGAAUUGAAUACGUGGACGGGGACCCUAACCCUGUCAUCGACCCCCUAGACGUUUUUGCGCACAUGCAGGGGGUGCAAAAUGCGGCGGAGAAUGAAGCCGAUGCCUCGCACGCGGCGGACGUGAGUGCAGAAGUGGAGCGUGUUCCGUUGACAAUUCCUUCCAUGGACGUGGUGCCUAACUGGGACUCUCCGCUGGUGCACAUUGUGUUCCGUCGCGCCAUUAGUUGGAGGCGCCACGUUCGCCGCCACCACAGCGACACGGGAACCGCCGCUGUAGACUACCGCCUAAAAGAAUUCCUCUCACAGUACAUCUCACAGUACAAUCGUCUGCUGGAGGAAAAGAACCGAAAGCUGCGGCGCCGCGGCGAUGGCGCCUCCACGGGGACUCCUGAACUGACCGUGCCACGCUAUUGGCACAUCAAUGCGCGGUACAACCGUUUGCGUUACAAUCGAAUAGUGGAGGCAGUAGAGCGUGCGGAGCCGCACCUCGACGAAUGCGUGAACCAAACAGCUUUUCCAAAUGAGACUGUGAUGAACACAUUUCACUCGAACGAUCAGGACAGCUCCGCAAGCGACUUUAUUUGCGACUCGGACAGCAGCAGUGAGAGUAGCGGGAGCAGCUAUAGUCAAUUUUCGCGCCAUGAGCAGCGCUCGCCGGACCCGUACGGGGAGGCCGAUGCCGACGAGACCCAAGAGUCGCGCAAACGUCGGCGCGAAAGCAGCAGCCCAACCACUUCCGCCUCCUCUACCUCUUCAUCUCUCCAGGAGGAGGCGGAGGAAGAAGAGUCGAGGGCCAAACAACGCCGAUGGCUUAAGACUGGACUCUUGGCGCCACUUCCCGAGCCUUACCGUGAGCUCACUUAUGAAGAGCGCCGGGUGUUGGACGCCCACGCGAAACGGGUGGUUAAACCGACACUGUUGUAUGUCCCGCCGCAGGAGGGGGAAAGCGAAGACGACUCUGAAGAAGAAGACGUGGAUUGGGGUCAGAUUGGGGAAACAAUCGAAAGUGCUGCCGUGUAUGUUCGUGACAUGCAGCAGCGUCACACCAACACAACGACGACGACGACGACGACGAAUACGACGUCUACCCCUGCGGACCAGCGCGGUGGGAAGACAUCGAGUAAAGAAUGUAGUGCGACAGGUAAACGGAUGACAGAUGCACCGUCGACGGCAUGCGCAGUACAGAGGCUCAUGCUGGAUGACGACUCACUGCCCCCCCACGACCACGGCGCACCAAAACUCCUUUGCGCCUGGCCGACAAAAACGUCUUCUUUUGGAUGA